Molecule: messenger RNA, 2967 nt
Organism: Pungitius pungitius (ninespine stickleback)
Lineage: Eukaryota; Metazoa; Chordata; Actinopteri; Perciformes; Gasterosteidae
Gene: rap1gapl
Product: RAP1 GTPase activating protein-like
Exons: 19
Coding region: 431-2140 (569 amino acids)
Biological process (GO): activation of GTPase activity; regulation of small GTPase mediated signal transduction
Cellular component (GO): cytoplasm
Molecular function (GO): GTPase activator activity
Source: RefSeq, a predicted model, not a curated record
CUACCUCCUCACACUCGCUGUGUGUGCUGUCAAUAAUUGAUGAUCGUUACUGACUCAAAGGGUAACAGGUCCGGGAGAAAUUGCCUCCCCCAUUGAUUUAUUUAUUUACAAGUCUAUCUUUAAGUUCAGUCGGGCUGAGAAAACACCACAAGUGUGUUUAUUAAAGCAGGAGGAUCGAUGGCAUGCAGCCGCCGGACCGCGUCCGUUCAAUGGUCCAUGGCGGCCGCUGCACCUGCGACCAUGAGCGGGUUAAUGCUCAAUGUCUGGCUGACAGCAGGACAGGGGGAGGAAAAGGGAGCUUAAAUGAGUGAGAGGCAGGGGGGCAGAGAGAAAGAGGAGUGACAGAAUGACAGAGUGAAUUAAUUCAACCUUAGACAGACCUGAUUGACUAGGUAGUAAACUGGCAUGUGAAAACAUUCACAGCUGAGCCAUGGAGAGAGAAAAGAGGAAUGACAUGUCUUCCUCCAGAAAGAGAAGUUUCACUUUUGAGCCGUAUGGAAGUUCUCACUUCCUUGUUUACAGUGUGGACGGACACACAUGCGGGGAUGAGACGAGACCCGAAUCUGCUGAGGGAAACAUACUGGACAUCCUGGACUCGCCCCCCAGGGACAGACAGCCUUCCCGCUCUGCCAGCAGCAACCAGAGGGACACAGAGUUUUUUGAAAUCAUUGAAAAGCUGCAGGGCAGCAGGAUCGAUGAGCAGCGGUGUGAAUUCCCUCUUCCUCUGAAGUCUCGGCUUCUGACGAUAGGUGGAGAACUGCCGCUCAUCCUCUCUCCGAAGCUGGGGGGCUACUGGAUAGACCCCCCCCUGGAGAGGCUGGCGGAUGUGAGUCCCACCUCCUCGUGCCACGGCCUCGAUCCAGAGAGCUACGACAUCAUGGAGAGAGACGCGGAGGCCAGAAUCUACCACGAGUUCUUCCGCUCACGGUACCAUCACUCGUUCACGGCCGUGGAUCCGUCGCUGGGGCCUCUGGUUCUUUCCGUGCGUUUGGAGGAAGAGGAGAGCAAGCUGCGGGUGAUUCUGAGAAUGAAGGAGUGCUCUCUUCAUGGAGUUUUCUCUGUCUCUCUUUUCCCCAACAUCCCAUCUGCUGUUGAGUUAGCAAAGAUGCUCUGCGAUAGAGUGACUGUCUCAAAAUUUGAAGUGGUCAGCUACCUAAAGGCUCCAGAACUCAUAACUACGUUUGAUGAACACAGAGUGUCUCCUAAUUUCAAGUUUGGCAUUUUGUACCAAAAGAACGGGCAGUUCACAGAGGAAGACAUUCUUUGCAACACUGAGGAAAGUGAAGAGUUUAAAGAGCUCCUCUCUAUUUUGGGAGAGACGAUUCAACUGCAAGGCUUCGCCGGAUUCAGGGGAGGACUGGAUGUGUGUCACGGUCAGACAGGAAGGGAAGCCGUCGUUACUUCCUUUCGUGGCCGGGAAAUCAUGUUCCACGUUGCAACUAAACUGCCGUUCACAGAGGGCGACCCGCAGCAGUUACAGAGAAAAAGACACAUCGGCAAUGACAUUGUAGCUUUGGUCUAUCAGGAGGGCCAAACCCCCUUUUUAUCUGACGUUAUCAAGUCUCACUUCCUGCACUGUUUCCUGGUGGUCCGGAGGACUCCGGGUCCAGAGGACACGGGUAAAACGGCCUACCGGGUGUCCAUUACAGCCAGAGAGGACGUCCCCCCCUUUGGUCCGUCCCUCCCGGAUCCCCCUGUCUUCACCGAUUGUUCCCUACUGAGAGAAUUCCUUCUGACUAAACUCAUCAAUGCAGAGAUUUCCUGCUACAAGGCUCAACGAUUCAGCAGACUAGAGCUCCGCACGCGUUCGUUGCUUCUAGAGAGCCUGCAGGUUGAACUCGCCACCCGUUCCAAGUGCAUGAUGGGAAAUCCCUCCCUGUCUGCUCGCCCAUCUUCUGAGGGUGCACGGGGGGUCUCUGAGGGGACUGGAGGAUUCAUUGAAAACUUCAAGAGAGCCAUUAGAGUGCGAAGUCACUCUUUCGAGACUCUUGGGGUAACCAGAAAGACGAGUGGAAGUGCAUCACAGAAACCAAAGACAGAUAAAGACGGAGAGGGUGACAAAUCUCCAGGACAUCUCUCUGCUGACAGUUUGGGGUCGACUGAACUUAAAGAUCAAGCAAGCCCUCAGGAAGAAACAUAAAAGGAAAUAGACAUUUGUAGAUUUAAAUGUUAAAAUAAAUAGAUAUUGCCAGGCAAUUACUGCUUUAUUAUCAGCCGGAUGGCUUCAAUGUAAAUAGAAUGUAAAAGUAAAUAGUAUUUAUGUGAAUAUAAUUAUUUUACUGCACGUCAUAGCAUUGCUAUUUUACAUUAACUAUGUUAAAUUGUAUAACAGAGACAUGUUAAAGAUAUAAAACUACCUGAAAAAGUAAAAUGAUUUAAGUUUGGACUUUGCUAGGUCCUUGUCAAUAAAACGGUUUUACUUCAAAAAAUGAUGGAAGUAGAGACAUGACGUCGGGAAGAGACACAGUUUGGAAAAGCAGAGGAAAUUAAUUUAAGAUUAGCAAACAUGGGAGUGAGUCUUGUUUUGUUAUAUAGGAAGAAAUGAUUAUUAUAAAUAUGGUAGAUAUUGACAAUUUAAGAAAAAAUAUGUUGAACUGAAUGUUAAAGGAAACAAAAGAGAGGAGGAAGAAUAUAUACUUGUAAUGCAAAAAUAUAUUUUGUGUAAACAUGUGAAAAUACAUUGAGCAAAACUCUGCAUUCAAAUGUUACAUAAGUAAAAUAAACGUUUUAUGAGCAAUUAAUUAUUAUAUAAUUAGAUUUAUUUUGUGUAAUUAUUUAUAUUAAAUAUAUUUAUAAAAUGUACCACACAAUAUGUAGAUAAAUAAUAAAGAAAAAAAGAGAAUUAUUUUUGCUUUCAAACGUAGCAUAGGCCUAAAGAAGAAGUACCUAAGUUGUACUUACAUCUACGGUCAAAACGACACUUUCUAACAAAGGAGGUCGUAAAUUUAAAUUUGGAAAACUAUGACA